This is a messenger RNA of Peromyscus californicus insignis, 4055 nucleotides long. It is a transcript of the gene Rasgrp3, whose product is annotated as RAS guanyl releasing protein 3. Gene Ontology annotation, cellular component: plasma membrane. Gene Ontology annotation, biological process: positive regulation of GTPase activity; Ras protein signal transduction. The transcript is spliced from 19 exons. Lineage: Eukaryota; Metazoa; Chordata; Mammalia; Rodentia; Cricetidae. The record is from RefSeq and is a predicted model, not a curated record. Bases 682 to 2796 code for a protein of 704 amino acids. Gene Ontology annotation, molecular function: calcium ion binding; guanyl-nucleotide exchange factor activity.
AUUGGCUGGCAAAUUUCUUUUCCUUUCUUUUUUGUUUUUAACUCUUCAUUUUUGAACUGCACUUGAGCAAUGGAGGGGAUGACAACUUUUUCAAAGCGAGAGCAGCGAUCUCUAGGUGUUCCGGCGCUUUGAAAAGAAACUUCCAAGAACCCGGAGGAGAGAAAGAUGCUUCUCUAGUGUCGUGAGCAUCUGUUGACUACAUGUCUGCGAAUGAAGAUGAGGCUGUGUGCAUCCACCAGCAGAUAGAGACGCUUGAUUGAUGUCGGCACCGUGACUGACAAAGGAGGAGGCUCUGCUGAUUGCUGAGAAGGAAAUCGGUGGCUGUUCUUUCGGCCCCUCCCUGCUGGAGAUUGCCGUGUUUAGAAUCUGCAGCAAGAAGAUAGCGAAGUUGAAAGCCGAACUGUGAGCCUGCCAGAGCUGGUUUUCCAGAGCACUUAUAAUUUGAGUUGGAUGAACCAGUUCUUCAGCCUGCUUCCUUGGUGCCCUUUCCAGGGAUGACAACUGCCCUUGACAUCUCUUCAGACCUGGAACUUUAUGUGUAUGAAACUAGAUUCGUUUUCUCGAAGUAUAAUUAGGAACAGAGGCUUCACGGGGCGAGAGAACCGCUGGCUGACACAGCUGUGGAGAUGAUCUGUCUAGUGCUGAAAAUGUCUCCAGAUUUUUGACAACGGCUAAAUAACCAUGGGGUCCAGCGGCCUCGGGAAAGCAGCAACGCUAGAUGAACUGCUCAGCACGUGCAUUGAGAUGUUUGACGACAAUGGAGAACUGAACGACAGCUACUUGCCAAGAAUAGUUCUCCUGAUGCACCGAUGGUAUUUAUCUUCCACCGAACUGGCAGAAAAACUCCUCUGCAUGUAUCAGAACGCCAGUGGAGACAGCUGUGAUGAGUUCCGGCUGAAGGUCUGCUAUUUCAUGAGGUACUGGAUUCUGAAAUUCCCUGCAGAGUUUAAUUUGGAUCUUGGUUUGAUUCGUAUGACUGAGGAGUUCCGGGAAGUAGCAGGUCAACUAGGAUAUGAAAAACACAUCAACCUCAUGGACAUAUCGAGCAUUCCUUCUUAUGACUGGAUGAGGAGAGUCACGCAGAGGAAGAAAGUAUCAAAAAAGGGGAAGGCCUGUCUCUUAUUUGACCAUCUGGAGCCCAUUGAGUUGGCCGAGCACCUCACUUUUCUGGAGCAUAAAUCUUUUAGAAGGAUCUCAUUCACAGAUUAUCAGAGCUACGUCAUCCAUGGCUGCCUGGAGAAUAACCCAACAUUGGAGAGAUCUAUUGCUUUAUUUAAUGGAGUCUCCAAGUGGGUCCAGUUGAUGGUUCUCAGCAAACCAAGUCCUCAGCAAAGGGCAGAAGUCAUCACAAAGUUCAUCAAUGUAGCACAGAAACUCCUUCAACUAAAAAAUUUUAACACCUUGAUGGCAGUGGUUGGCGGCCUUAGUCAUAGCUCCAUUUCCCGACUCAAAGAGACCCAUUCUCACCUCUCUUCAGAAGUUACAAAGAACUGGAACGAAAUGACAGAGCUGGUCUCCUCCAACGGCAAUUACUGCAAUUACCGCAGGGCCUUCGCCGACAGCGACGGCUUCAAAAUCCCCAUCCUGGGCGUGCACUUGAAGGACCUGAUAGCGGUCCACGUCAUUUUCCCAGACUGGAUGGAGGAGAAAAAAGUGAACAUUGUGAAAAUGCACCAGCUCUCCGUUACCCUGAGCGAGCUGGUCUCCCUGCAGAACGCCUCUCAUCACUUGGAACCUAACAUGGAUCUGAUCAACCUGCUCACUCUCUCUCUGGACCUCUAUCACACUGAAGAUGAUAUUUACAAACUGUCACUGGUGCUGGAGCCUAGAAACUCUAAAUCGCAGCCUACCUCCCCCACAACACCCAACAAGCCUGUGGUGCCCCUGGAGUGGGCUUCAGGGGUGAUACCAAAGCCAGACCCCACAAUCAUCAACAAACACAUAAGGAAGCUGGUUGAGUCCGUGUUUCGAAACUAUGAUCACGACCAUGAUGGAUACAUCUCCCAGGAGGAUUUUGAGAGUAUUGCUGCCAAUUUCCCCUUCCUAGACUCCUUCUGUGUGCUAGACAAAGACCAGGAUGGCCUAAUUAGCAAAGACGAAAUGAUGGCUUAUUUCCUGAGAGCUAAAUCCCAGCUACACUGCAAAAUGGGACCAGGAUUUAUCCAUAAUUUUCAGGAGAUGAACUAUCUCAAGCCGACCUUCUGUGAACACUGUGCGGGAUUUCUCUGGGGCAUCAUCAAACAAGGCUACAAAUGCAAAGACUGUGGAGCCAACUGUCACAAGCAGUGCAAAGACCUCCUGGUUCUGGCCUGCAGGAGACUUGCCCGGGCACCCUCCUUGGGCAGCAAUCCUGGGUCACUGCCUGGAAGCCCAGCUUUGCCCCCAGUGCAGGAUGAGGUGUUCGAGUUUCCUGGGGUCACUCCUGGCCACCGGGACCUGGACAGCAGAGCCAUCACACUGGUUACAGGCUCUUCUCGUAAAAUCUCCGUGAGGCUGCAGCGAGCCACCACUAGUCAGGCUACCCAGACGGAACCUGUGUGGUCAGAGGCUGGCUGGGGAGACUCGGGGUCCCAUACAUUCCCCAAAAUGAAAUCCAAGUUCCAUGACAAAGCAGCCAAGGACAAAGGUUUUGCCAAGUGGGAAAACGAGAAGCCCACGGUACAGGCUGGUGUGGAGGUUGUAGACCGAGGCACUGCAUUCGAACCCGACCAGGACGAAGGGCGAGAUGAAGCCAAACCGGAGGGUGAGGUUCCGGUGUGUCUUGCAGGAUGGCUGAGCUCAGGCUGGGGGAACUGAAGGCCUUCCUGUCAGCUUUGGGGAGAGACAAGAAACGCUCCGCCAAGCACUUCCGGCUCUGGAAGCGAUCCGGAAAAGAGAUCUGCACAUGCUCACAGCCUCACGCCAACCUGGGAUCUCCACGGCCAGACAGAGGAUUUACCCCAACUCUGAACUAUUUAUUUCCCACACUCUGCCCCUGCCGGGGUGCCACGACCACUGUUAUUUAUGGACUCAGCAGUUUCUCACAUCUCUCUAGAGCCGUUUAUACACAGGGGAAGGAGAGCUUUGGCGCAUGUGAUGAUACCCACUCUCUAAAUUCAAAACUUGGCUCUUUUGGACAAUAUUAUUUUCAUAAAUUGUGGUGUGUGUGUGUGUGUGUGUGUGUGUGUGUGUGUAGGGGUGUCUCAUAAGGAGCUGAGUGUAAACUCCUUUUGUGUGCUUUUUAAAUGGGACCAGGAAUUGAAGUUUUGCUGACAGACAAAGGCGUUCUUCAGACUCAGGAAGGCAGUGAUUCCUCUGAUGAUAAUUAGCUGUGAGAAAUGUUUCUGGCAUUCUACCACACAGUGACUGUGGUGUGUCAUGCCGUGUGUGUGUGUGUGUGUGUGUGUGUGUGUGUGUGUGUGUGUGUGUGUAUCACCUAGGUCUCACCAACCCUGCAUCACCAAGGGGAAAUCAUAGCCCCCAAGCUCCCCUAAUAUUCAUACUAGCUACAGUGAAAAAAAUUAUAUGCCUGGCCACCUAAUUGUGUUCCCCAAUUUCUGAAGUGUCCCAAAAUAGAAUGUUAAUUAAGAAAUCAAAUCAAGUUCCCAGGGAUAUAAUUUAGUAGAAAAAAAUUAAAACAAACAAACAAAUAAAAAAAAACCCACAAAAUUUCUAGGUGAGAAGAACAGCCAGUUUGGAAAGCCAAAAGUAACAUUAAGAUUUUUGUUUUAGAUAACUGCUGGAUGCAAAAGAUAACUUAAUUUCUUAAUAAAUUCUUACCCCCAGUUGAAGAAUAUUCACAGAAAGAAAAAUCAUCAUAAACCUCACUAUGGACUGAUAUUCCAUUUAUACCUUUAAAAUAUUAAUACUUUAAAUGUCUUCCUUUGCCUGUCUAUCUUAUGAAAUAGUGAUUCAUGACGUGCAGAAACAGAGAUGAGGCCAGGCUGGGAUUACACACCAGACCUGUACUCCCUGCACUUGGGACAUGAGGUAGGAGGACCCUCAAGUCUGAGGUCAGCCUAGGAAACUUAGCAAGAUUCUAAGAAAACUAAUAAUAAAGAUAAAAGAAAAAUUGA